AUUAGUCAGAUUGAAUAACAUCGGUUUAUCUAGAAUGAAAUUAAAUAGCAACGUAGUUUUAGUUGGGGAAAAAGUUGUUCUUGUUCCAUAUGAAGAAAUCCACGUUCCAAAGUAUCAUGAAUGGAUGAAGUCAGAAGAGCUCCAGAAAUUGACAGCAUCGGAACCCCUCUCUCUAGAAGAGGAGUAUGAAAUGCAGAAGAGUUGGAGAAAUGACGAGCAAAAAUGUACAUUUAUAAUGCUAGACAAAGAAAAGUAUAAUGGUCCUGAAACAGAAAUUGAUGCUAUGGUUGGUGAUGUCAAUUUAUUCUUGACUGAAGAAGAUGACCAUAUUGCAGGAGAAAUUAACUUGAUGGUAGCAGAAGAGAAUGUGCGUCAUAAAGGUUUUGGUACAGAGUCUUUAUUCCUAAUGAUUCGUUAUGGAUGGGUAAAACUGAAGCUAGAAGAAGUGCGAGCAAAGAUUGGAUUUGAUAACGAGCCAAGCAUAAAGAUGUUUACAAAGCAUGGAUUUCGGGAAGUUUCCCGAUCGGAUUUUUUCAAAGAAGUGACUUUAGUGCUCAAUCUAACAAGUGACGUCAAGGCAAAGAUUGCAGAAUUGACAGAAGGCUUUCGAGAAGAAAAAUAUAAAUAAAUCUGUUUUAAAAAAAUCUCAUUUGUCUUCAAUUGUCAGUGAUUUGCGGUUUUAAUUUUGCAUUUAUGACUUCAAUAACAGUCCUUAAUUGCGUAAUAGUAAUUAAAUCACCACAAA
Molecule: messenger RNA, 745 nt
Organism: Saccostrea cuccullata (small rock oyster)
Lineage: Eukaryota; Metazoa; Mollusca; Bivalvia; Ostreida; Ostreidae
Product: alpha/beta-tubulin-N-acetyltransferase 9-like
Exons: 7
Coding region: 35-628 (197 amino acids)
Molecular function (GO): N-acetyltransferase activity
Source: RefSeq, a predicted model, not a curated record